Molecule: messenger RNA, 1178 nt
Organism: Trichobilharzia szidati
Lineage: Eukaryota; Metazoa; Platyhelminthes; Trematoda; Strigeidida; Schistosomatidae
Source: the annotation of a GenBank genome assembly
UUCAAAGACGUUUAAGAACAACACAAGGCCUACAUUCAAGCAUUGCGUUACGAACUAAAGGUCAAUAGGUUGCCAGAUAUGGACACAAGUUCAUCUGGAAACACAGUGAAAAUAGACCCAGAAGUCCUAGAAAUCCAAAAGAAACUAUACCGGGAAAAUUUAAUACACCAAGCGUCCCUGAAACAUGGAAGCAAAUACUUUCCGAUAUGUCUUGAGCCCUUUCAACAUGAGCGUGACCGUUUGGCGUUGAACUUCACCGCCAAUGAUCGUGUUGCUAGGAAGCAAUAUUUAGCAGAUCAAAUCUUGACGGAUAGGGAGCCAGUAAACGUUCCAGAGUGGACACGCGUCAACAUCUUCCGAAGGAUGUAUAGGAAACCUUAUGAUGCCCUGACAAAUUUAGUCAGACCUCUAAUAGGCGACCAUAGAAGUUGGUAUUUUCGAAGGGCAGUACCCAAGGUUACAGCGUUAGUAGUAUUUUCAUGGUUACUAUGGUAUAGGGUGAAAUACUGUGAUAAUUGGGAGAAGAGAGCUAGAGCAUUCAAAUCGAGAACCUUGAAAAAGCCUGUUUUGUUGCCGGGGCAAGCUGGCUAUCCCGAUAGUUCCAGAAUGGUCCCCGAGUUCGGAAUGGAAGGCUUCGAUCAAAGAACAGCUCUCCGAGGUGAAAAAUGUGGAGAGCAACAGGAUUUCAACAUGUGUCACUGGCUUCGUUUCUAAUCUGUCUCGGGUUAGCGAGUUGCGAUUCACCGCCCUGGUGCUACUACCCUUCAUCUCAUGGCAUCAUGUUAUGGACUGACCACCUCUUCGCAACACGUACGAACCACACAGGUACUAGCCAGUGGUACCCCGGUAAAAAGUAAAGUCUAUAAGAUUACUUUGUUUUCCUACCGAGAUUACUGAUAUCACUAUGUGAUCGUCUUCAGCACAAUGGAGAGGCCAGUAGUUCAAAACAAAAUUAAGUUUUGUUUAAAUGAUAUGUUUCUUAAUAAAUUUUCAAUUAUCGUAUUUUUCUCCCCAGUUGUUGUAUAGCGUGUAAUAUUUGUUGUGCUGUAUUAUCUCGGAUCUGAUUUGUUAGCCAUUCUGUUAAACGGUAAUGAGUCCGGAGAAUCUUCCUCUAAUUCGAUUCUGAACUAAUCAUUGCUUACAUGGUUUUACUUCCCUGGUAAUCACUUUAAAGGAGC